Messenger RNA from Acaulospora colombiana, 1332 nucleotides. Lineage: Eukaryota; Fungi; Glomeromycota; Glomeromycetes; Diversisporales; Acaulosporaceae. The record is from the annotation of a GenBank genome assembly.
AUGCAGGGCAAGAGCUCUCAACCUGAAGUUAAACCCGAGCUACCGGCUUUCGAAUGGCAGGUCACUGGCGAAACUGAGCUAGCGGAUUGUAUAACCAAAGCAACGGCAACCCUAACUCCACCCGAUGACGCUAUACUUGGAACCACCGAUGGACGACGUAAACCUUUGCCCAAGAGAAGCGAUACGUGCAGAGGACGGCUGUCAUGUAAUACAGAGUCUAGAAGAUUACGUUUAAUGCAAAUAAUAGAAGACGAAAAUUCAAGAACUAGGUUCCGGGAUUAUCUGGUGUCGCAAUAUUGCGAGGAGAAUUUGGAUUUUUACAUGGACGUUUGCCAAUACCGUGAAUUCUUUUGCUCAACGAGAAUUCAUGCCAACGACGAUAUUCGAGAAAUAAGCUCACACGCAAAAUAUAUAUGGAAUUUUUACUUGGACUCCGACACCUCUUCAAAGCCUUUAAAUGUUCCUCAAGACCUUGCAAACAAUUGUCAGCAAAAAAUCCAUUCACGACAAUACACCAUUGAUAUAUUCGACAAACUCCAGCAACAUUGUUUCGACCUCAUGGCUCAAGAUUCUCUUCCAAAGUUCACGCGCAAUUCCAUGAUCCCAGAAUCCUAUUCUACGAUUAAUCUGAGUUUGAAUUUGAACCAUCCAACCGAUUCCAAUCACCUCAAGCCUCUUUCUCUCGUUGGAAAAGUAACCUCGGGACCGCGAAAAUCUCUUUCAUCUGGUUCCCUGCGAUCGAAACUGGUGUCAACGUUGGCCUCACUGAAAACGACCACUAAUGACCUCACUUCCGUUAACCAAACCAUACCAUCAACUCCGCCUCCACGUUCUCCUAAAUCACCCGCACACUCCGUCACCUCCACAAUCAUUACCUCAGAAAAUUCCGAAGGAAACCGAUCAUCCAUGGCAUCUACGGGUUCCACCAACACCACCAAUUCCACCAUUUCUACCAGUUCCACGAGUUCUACCUUACCAACGCCGACCUCAGAUCAAGGCCGACGGUUAUCCUUCUCAGGCAUCACGCGUCGCGUACUUUCGCGUCGUCGCAAUUCUAUCAGUUUAAUAUUAGGACAAUUUUCUCUUGUCACACUUAAUUUACACAAUUCAAAUAGUGACAAAGCAAUGGUGAUGCCAGGUUCCUAUCCUCUCGAAGAUCAAGAAGAUUGUGGUGAAUGCGAGGGAUCACCUGACAACGCAGCUAUGUGGCAAAAGCUCCGUCGCAACAUUUCUACGCCCAACUUUCAAUCUCGAUCCAACACGACCAUUCGUGAAACAUGUGUCGCCGAGAAGGGUUUACCGCCUCUUCCGGAUGCAUGCGACGUCGAUUAA